AUGGAUACCACUUACGACCACAUCGAGGAUGUCAUCGGCCAGCUGCCUAUCCUGAAAAGCUACACCCACGUUCUGCUCUGCUUCCCCCUGCCCGAGGACCAGCGGGCCUCCAUCUUGGAGUCCCUGGAAUCCGCCGCGCACACCGUCGUGUCCGCGCUGCCCUUCCUCUCCGGGCGAGUCAUCAACGAAGGCGCCGGUCCCCAAACCUCCGGCGUCUUCAAAGUCGCACGCUUCCCCCAGCAGGAAUCCCCGGACCACCGCUUCGUGCGCAUCGAGGACCGCUCGUCCGCCUGUCCGCCCUACCAGGAGCUGCUGGCCGCCCACGGGCCCUCCUCCAUGCUCCCCGGCUACCUCUUAGGGCCCAGGAAGGCCUUCCCCGAGCCGUACGACGACUCGGACGAUGCCCCGGUGCUAGACAUCCAAGCCAAUCUCAUCAAUGGCGGCCUCCUGCUCGACCUCGCCGCGCAGCACAACAUCAUCGACGCCGGCGGCAUCUUCCAGAUUGCCAACCUCCUCUCCACCGCCAUGCGCGGCGAGCCCAUCCCGCAGGCCCAGAUCGACGAAGCCAACCGUCCGCGCAAGGACAUCAUCCCACUACUAGGGCCCGACGAACCUCUCCUCGACCACUCGGACCUGCGUCCCCCCUUCGUCAUCCGAACCCUCCCGCCCCUCGAGGCCGUCGCCCCCUAUCAAUGGCGCUACCUGCGCAUUCCCGCCGCUGCCGUCGCGCGCAUUAAGUCCAUGGCAGACGCACACCCAGAGGACUUCGACGCCUCGACCCCCUUCGUCUCCACCAACGACGCCUUAACCGCUUUCCUCUGGCAACGCCUGAUCACCGUCCGCCUCGCCCGCCUGAACAACCCAUCCGCUAUAUCCCGCAUCUCUCGCGCCGUCGACUUCCGACGCACCAUGGGCCUCUCCCCGGCGUACCUGGGACACAUGGUUCGCGUGACUUUCCUGCGCCUGUCGUUUGCCGAGAUCACCACCUCAUCCCUCUCCCGUCUCUCGUCGUUACUGCGCAAAACCGUCAUGGACGUGUCCACCCCCUACGCUCUCCGCAGCUACGUCAGCUACAUCGCCAACGAACCCGACAAGGCGAGUAUCGCGUACGGCGGGGGGUUUGACCCGGUGACGGACUUCUCGUGCUCGAGUAUUGCGCACGUCAAGGUGCCGGUGUUUGGGGACUUGGGCAGGCCGGAGUUGCUAAGACGGCCGACGUAUAGGCCUCUGCCGUGCUCGGCGUAUGCGGCGCCGAUGUUGGAUGGGGAGGGUGUCGAGGUGUUGGUUUGUUUGUUGGGGUGGGAGAUGGAGGAUUUGAGGGGGGAUGAGCUGUGGGGGGAGUGUGUGGAGUAUGUGGGUUGA
Molecule: messenger RNA, 1362 nt
Organism: Aspergillus steynii IBT 23096
Lineage: Eukaryota; Fungi; Ascomycota; Eurotiomycetes; Eurotiales; Aspergillaceae
Product: transferase family protein
Exons: 1
Coding region: 1-1362 (453 amino acids)
Source: RefSeq, a predicted model, not a curated record